CGUUCGCGAGCACUGAACCGUUAAAUCGCACUCGAGAAAAUACCAAAUGCUUCCGUCACUGUGACUGUCGUCUUAAGACUCGAACGUUACCACACAAAGCUGACACCACGUGUUCACUGGUGCAGAUGUCUUCUGAAAACACGGUCACGCCCAGCGGGAGCUCACACACACACCUAGUGUGUGAGGCGUUACCGUGAGGGACUGAGAGGGUGUGUCUUCUCACUUGCCUCCAGACCAGACUCCGACCUCCUUUCAGAGGACUCUCUACCACCCUGCGUGUGUUUUGUGUGUGUGUGUGUGUGUGUGUUUGUGGCAUAACGUGAAGUAAGUACAUUUAUUUUGACAUAGUUAUGCGGUGUUUGCUAGGGCUGGGACUGUUUUGGUAACGUUAGUGGAUCAGUGUCUGUAAUAAUGGUCGGUGGAGGUGAAGGUAGAACUUCAUCUUGCGUCGAGAUGAUGUAGUUUCCCUCGGUGAUGUUUGCUUGCCGGUAAUUUCUCGCGCUCUGGAUGCACAGCACUUCAUCCCCACGUCAGAGUGUGUAUGUAGAACGACUGCCUUAAGGCUACUUAGCAGAAGAUGUUGUCGAAACAGAGAAUGUAGCACAUCAGGUGCACGUUCCAGCCUAAGCAGGGAUUGGCGCAUUUAACGAGGAGCUUCAGGGCGGAUUCUUAAAAAGAGAGACGUAAAAACCUGAUCCGUUUCCGCUGUCCACAGCUCUUCCCUGCCUCUGUCGUUCAGCCGUUUCCAGCAGCCGUCGCCAUGCCCGAGAACGCGGAGUCCCACUCUGUCAUGCUCACCACCAACCGCAACUGCACCGUGGAGAUCACCAACGUCAGCACCUUGUACUGCCUCGUCAACCCCAAGGUUUACAUGGAAAGCGGCUUUCCCUUCAGCCCACCACAGCCCACCGUGCGCACCACCAGGACCGAGGUGUGCUCUUUCACCAAGGACGACAACACGGCAUCGGGGGCCGUGGGCGUCCUGACCUACGACCUGUUCGACAUGCACAACCGCCAAUGCAAAGAGCUGAUGGCUGUCAUGUUCUCGGUGCCCUUCGACUACAACUUCUACAAGAACUGGCUGGGGGUGGGCGUCUUUGACCACACGCAGGCCUGCGACAAGAAGCUGUUCAAGCUCAUGUACGAGGGGAAAGAUUUCACCAACUUUGCGCGCCACGAGGCCGACGGCUCGGGGGUGAAGCACAGAGGGAAAACAGUGGACGUGAGGGCCUGCAUGUCUGACGAGGGCAGAGCUAUAAUUAAACUUGAGCUGUAUGACAAGAUGGGCUGAUGGGUCCUGUUUGUUCUGCUCUGAGAGUAAAAAGCUCUGCACCAGACGAGUGUGCUGGUGUGGAAUA
Molecule: messenger RNA, 1358 nt
Organism: Xiphias gladius (swordfish)
Lineage: Eukaryota; Metazoa; Chordata; Actinopteri; Istiophoriformes; Xiphiidae
Product: bryoporin-like
Exons: 2
Coding region: 761-1291 (176 amino acids)
Biological process (GO): monoatomic cation transport; pore complex assembly; cytolysis in another organism
Cellular component (GO): pore complex
Molecular function (GO): channel activity
Source: RefSeq, a predicted model, not a curated record